Molecule: messenger RNA, 3117 nt
Organism: Rubroshorea leprosula
Lineage: Eukaryota; Viridiplantae; Streptophyta; Magnoliopsida; Malvales; Dipterocarpaceae
Source: the annotation of a GenBank genome assembly
AACUAGAAGCUACUUUUGCACCUUCCAUCUAAGGAGGACCUAUGUCCAAAUAUUAUGUCCUUCAAUUGGCUUUCUCAUUGACUUAAGGCAGAAGUGAUCUCUUCUCCUCAGUUGGCUAAUCAAACUCCUCUCAUAAGGAAAAAUCAGGCUGCUGCUACUUCUAAUUUGGUUGGCCUUGUUCUGUUAUCAGUGUCCAACUUGAAUUUCUUUCUACUAAACCAGCUCCAGGAAUUCAUCAAUGGAGAAAAUUUUUGAGAAAGGUGAGAAUUUUAUAGACCACUACAGAAAGCUUGAAGAAGAUCUGGAUACGUUGAAAAGCGAAUGUCGGGUUCUAAAAAGGAGAAAAAUUGACAUUAAUUCAAGAAUAGAAACAGAGGUUCGCUUGGGGCAAGCGGUCAAAGAAGAUGUAAAGGGCUGGCUUGAAGAUGUUCAAAAGAUGGAAGAAGACAUACAAGAUGUUGAAGAAAGGGUGCACAGUGUUUCACGCUACAAUCGUAUCAGUCUCGAUAUACUCGUGCGUGAAAAAAUUGAAGAGGUGAAGAGAAUUCAAGACAGGGGCAAUUUCAAUGAAGGCCUUGUGAUUGAGACAGCUCCACCUCGUGGAAUUAUGAUUCCAACAGAAAAGAUAGAAGGUGAAAUUUCUACUAAGGAUGAAAUUCAGAAGCAUUUGAUGGAUGACAAGGUUGGAAUGAUCGGAGUUUGUGGGAUUGGUGGAGUUGGUAAGACUACAAUUAUGAAGCACAUUAACAAUGCUUUGUUGAGCAAGGGCAGAUUUCAGAAAGUGAUUUGGGUUACUGUAUCAUACCCUCUCAAUGUUUUAGAACUACAAAAGAAGAUUGCACUUGCUAUGGGCAAAACACUUCCAGAAGAUGAAGAAAAAAUGAUUCGGGCAGCAGCACUAAUGGAUAUAAUGGGAAGUAAGAGUUUUGUGCUAAUAUUAGAUGAUUUAUGGGAAAAGUUUUCUCUCACGGAUGUUGGAAUCCCGGAACCAGUGCAGAAUAAGAGCAAAGUGGUUAUCACUAGUAGAUCAGUUGAAGUAUGCAAUUAUUUGGAUUGUAAGAUUGUUAAAGUGCAGCCUCUUUCACCACAGGAGUCUCUAAGCCUAUUCCUAGAUAGGGUUGGACGUGAUGUUUUACAAAAAGUUUCAGGAUUGGAAGAAACCUUGAAGCUUAUUGUGGAGGAGUGCGACGGCUUGCCACUGGCAAUUGUUGUAAUAGCAGGGAGCAUGAAGGGAGAAUAUGACAUUGCCGAGUGGAGAAAUGCCCUUAAUGAAUUACGCCAAUGUGUAAGAAGUGUGAAAUGUGUUGAAGAUGAGAUAUUUGGACGGUUAAGGUUUAGUUAUGACCGUCUAAGAAGUUUGCAAAUCCAAGAAUGCUUUCUGUAUUGCUCUUUGUUUCGAGAAGAUUAUGAGUUUUUUAGAGAGUACUUGAUUGAAGAUUGGAUUGAUGAAGGACUGAUUGUGAUUGAUGAGUGGGGAAGUAGACAAGCAGCUUACGAUCGGGGCCGUGCUUUUUUAAAUAGGCUUCUACAGAAUUGCUUAUUAGAGGAAUGCGUUGGAAGUGAUAGAGUUAAGAUGCAUGAUGUUGUGAGAGACAUGGCUAUCAAAAGCAUUGGUCUUGGAUGUGGAUAUAUGGUAAAAGCUGGCAUGAAAUUGAAGAAGGUACCGAAUGAGAGUGAGUGGGAAGGAGAUCUUAAGAAGAGUUUGGAAUGUAGAAUGGAGGUCCAAGACUUCAACUAUCUUGUUAAUAAGUCUAAAGAUUUUGACAAUCUUACGGCUUAUGAAUUUCGACUGACAAGAGAUGAAGGAGAGAUCGGACGUGGUGGAUUUUUUGAUUUCCAUCAACGUAAGGUUUCUAUUCAUGACUGUGAGAUUGGAGAAGAAUGUAUAGUGCUUCCAGAUACUCUUGAGGGUUUGUGGAUCUGUAACUGUAAAAACAUGAAAAACAUGAGAUGCAGCUUAAACAAAACAGUUUUGUUAGAAAAUGCAACCGAGUUGAGAAGAUGUUUUAUUGAAGAUUUUGAAGGGAUAGAGUGCAUAGUUGAGUUGGACUCAUCCUCUUCCUCCUUACUGAAUAAGCUCGAAGACUUGAGCCUUCAUGACUCGUCUAACUUGAGUGUACUUGUGAGAGUGGAAGGAGUAGUAACACCACCGCAGAUCUUUUCCAAUCUUAAAUAUCUUUGGAUAAGAUUUUGUUCAGCAAUGAGGAACUUGGUUCCACUUGAGCUGCUGCAGGCCCUCCAAAACUUACAGUCCAUUCAAUUCAGGGGAUGCGAACAAAUGGAGGAGAUAAUAGCAUCAUCAGAUUCAGAUGCAUCAUCAUCGAAUAAAUUCACUUUCACUUUUCCUAAUUUAAGGACAUUGAUCUUGGUGCAAUUAGGCCAAUUGAAGAGCAUUUGUGGUGACAAAGGUGUUAUGGUUUGUGAUUCUAUUGAAGAAAUUCAAAUAAUUCAAUGUCCGAAGUUAAAGAGGUUCCCUUUACAGCUUCCUCUGCUUGACAAUGGCGAGCCAUCUCCUCCUCGUUUUCUCAAAAAAAUAGGGAUAGAUGAAGAGUCAAAAGAAUGGUGGGAAUCAGUGGUUGAGUUGAAUCAUCCUAACGCUAAGAACAUACUCCAACCCUUCUUGAAAUUUACUCCAUUUGAUGAAUGGAGUCGUUGGUAAACAAGUCACGUGCGAGUCCAUAACACGUGCCAAUAAAACCCCUCCUUCCAGUACUCCACAACGAGGACAAUGCAAAAAGUGAUUCUGACAUGGGAAAGCCUAUGUAUUGUGGAAGAGAUGAGAUUGGGAUUGAGAUUGAGAUUGAGAUUGGGAUUGAGAUUGAGAUUGAGAUGCAUCCACCCUUCACCCUCCGCACUACUGUGCUAUCUCAUAAACUCCAACCAUGUAAGUAUCCAUAUUUUGACUUGGAUCAUUAUUAUUUUCUGGUUUUAUACUUUCAUUCCAUUUAUAUAGAAAUUAGUUUUUGGGUUUGGGUAUGUAUGGCUCGCUGAAAUUGGAUUUUGGGUUUGGGUAGUAACAAAAUCGUGGGUGAUGAGAUUGGCUAAUGUUUGCGAUUGGAACGUUAAUGUUUCUUUUUAUUUAUUUAUUUAUUUAUUUUUUGGUAUAUUGAGAUUUCU